AUGACAGCCGCCGUCGCGUCCCUUCCGUUCCCCAUUUUUAUUGCCUUUUGCCUCGUUCCUAAGUCUAUAUUAUUCCUGCUCAUUUCCUUCUGUCUCGUUGCUUGGCUGAAGCCGCGUUGGACGGACAGAUAGUCAAACCAUUGACCUAAGAAAUCCCGAGGUCAAAGACUCCCGCAAGCUGUUGCAUGUAUCAGGGAAAAUUUCCAAUUAUUAGUUAUGGGCUUAAAAUUUAUUAUAUACUAAAUGAAAUACAAAUAUCCCACGAAAUGGGGGUCACCCAAAAAAAUAAUAUAUAUAUAUGGAGCAUACUUUUCUUAGUAAUAAAUAUCGUACGGAAUUUAUACUUUAUUUAAUGGUAUUAUCAUUUUUAUUAAUUUUGGUCUUCAGAUAUCUGCGUCACGCGUCGCUUCUCGUCGGACAUCUUGAUGUCAGCACGUGAGGGGGUCUAAUCACUCCUUCUAGAAAAUUAAAUGAGCAAAUAUAGAAUUAACUGCAAAGAAAGCCGCCACAGCACCUCGCGCGUGCCAUUUCAAAGGCUCUAAAUCCCAUAUCUUCGGUUGGUGGCAUACCACGUGUCAUAUCGUCACCGGUUUCAGCACGUUCGGCGCGUGCGGCGGCUUUUUCGAAAGGCCCACAGGCGGAGCGGCGCUCCGCCUACGGCGGCACUGGGCGAGGUGCCACCCACCGCCGCCGGUGGACCACCGAAGAAAGAGGAAACUUGGGAGCACAGAGAUCUCAUGAUAUUUAUUUGGAGACAAUGCGAAGCUCCCUGUUUGAGAUUUUAUAUAUCCUCUAGGGGUCAUCCUCCUCUACGGCAGCGAGGAUUCGGGGUGAUGGUUCUGGGUCUGGCUGUUCUUCACUGAACCAGGAGGAGAGAACUUCCGCCGCCGCCUGCAGAUGGCCGCCGGAGCAAUGCUGUUCCUGGCGGCGGCGGCGGUGGGUCUCCUGGCCGCUGAAGUCGUCGCCGGCAAGGUCCCUCUCCAAUCACUCAUAUUAUCCUCACCGCCUUCCUGCUCCAGCGAGGUCUCCAUCUCUCUACUCGUCUCUCUUGUUGUCUCCAGAUCGGGCACACCUGCUUCCGGAAUGGGAACUGCGACGAGGGCCUGCACUGCGAGACCUGCCUGGUCGACGGCAAUCUACGGCCGCGAUGCACGCGGAUCGAGCCCACCGACCCAUUAUCCAAGGUUCUCAUCGCCCAUCUGAGGGGAUCGACUUUGUUUAUUUUGAUUCUCUUCCUCAGUUUCUGAUGUUCUUGAUCGCAGGGGAGGGGCCUGCCGUUCAAUAGGUACUCCUGGCUGACGACCCACAACUCCUUCGCCCGGCUCGGCCAGAUGUCUGCCACCGGCGCUGUGUUGCUUGCCCCCACCAACCAGCAAGACACCGUCACCUCCCAGCUCAAUGUACACCCCCUGACCCUCUCUCUCUCUCUCUCUCUCUCUCUCAAUCUUCUCUGUUUCUGUCUAUGUGGUUAUGUAUCUGGGUUUUGGGCGGUGCAGAACGGGGUCAGGGGAUUGAUGCUGGACAUGUAUGAUUUCGAAGGCGAUGUCUGGCUGUGCCACUCGUUCGGCGGAAACUGUUACAAUUUCACAGCCUUCGUAAGAUAAGAUAUCAUCUAAGAUCUGGCCCUCUAUGUGAUUUAUUUAGGAUGAAUGACCAGAUAACCAGGUGAUCUUGUGUUUGACCCUCCGGCAGCAACCUGCCGUCAAUGUUCUUCGAGAGGUCGGCGAUUUUCUGCAGACGAAUCCCGCGGCGAUAGUCACCGUCUUCAUCGAAGACUACGUGACCUCCCCCCGGGGCCUAACGAAGGUCUUCGACGCCGCCGGUCUCAGGAAGUUCUGGUUUCCGGUGUCUCGGAUGCCGAAGAACGGACAAGACUGGCCGACGGUCAACGACAUGAUCGGCCGGAACCAGAGGCUGCUGGUCUUCACCUCCAAGUCGGGCAAGGAGGCCUCGGAGGGCAUCGCCUACCAGUGGCGCUACCUCGUGGAAAACCAGUGUACGUGAGAAAACCCUAGCAAUCUGCCUUCGUGAGGAACUCGCCGGAAAGCUAAACGAGCGUUUUACGAGCUUCUGCAGACGGUAAUGGCGGAAUGAAGGGGGGCGGGUGCCCGAGUCGUGCCGAGUCGUCGCCCAUGAACUCGGUGAGCAGGUCGCUCGUCCUGAUGAACCACUUCCCCGACGACCCCAACCUGGUCACCGCCUGCAGGGACAACUCGGCGGCGCUUCUCGCCAUGGUCAACACCUGCCGCAGCCUCUCCGGGAACCGGUGGCCGAACUUCAUAGCCGUCGAUUUCUACAAGGUGCUGCUCUGCCCUUCUCAUCGCGAUGUUCGCUAUUCACAUGUUGACCUCGCCGUUGACUUUGUUGUCAGAGGAGCGACGGAGGAGGAGCGCCGGCGGCGACGGAUGCUGCAAACGGACUGUAA
Messenger RNA from Spirodela intermedia, 2425 nucleotides. The record is from the annotation of a GenBank genome assembly. NCBI's taxonomy places the organism in Eukaryota, Viridiplantae, Streptophyta, Magnoliopsida, Alismatales, Araceae.